Colletotrichum godetiae is the source of this 441-nucleotide messenger RNA. RefSeq lists its product as uncharacterized. The transcript has a single exon. The coding region runs from base 105 to 335 and encodes 76 amino acids. The record is from RefSeq and is a predicted model, not a curated record. Lineage: Eukaryota; Fungi; Ascomycota; Sordariomycetes; Glomerellales; Glomerellaceae.
AGGGGGGGUGGAAACCGGAAACAUUGCUUUGGCUUUUUGGGUCGGAAAAACUGAAAUUUCAACUGUUCUUAGAAUAAGGAGGGCGAGCGCGCUGCUCCAACGACAUGACUCUCUCUGCGUUUGUUGUCUUUUUUGGCCUGUUUGGUUUUAUACUGGUUUUUUUUAACUUCUUGGGUUUCUUGUAUGAUGACGAAAGCUCACAUUUUCUGUCUUUUACUUCUCUUCUGCUCUAUGCACAUAUUACUUUUUUCCAACUCAUCCCAAAUGGCAUACAAAAGGGACCUUUCUGUCUUUUACUGCAGCUCCCUCUCUCUCUCCGUUUCCUCUUAUCUUGAGUGAUUUCCCAGGAUUAGGUCAGGGUUUUCUGUUCUUGGAAUUUAUCUAUUGUUUCUCGGAUCAAAAUACCCCCCUCCCAAACGUCAAAACGUAUCUCAAUGUGUU